AGCAUUUCCCACACGGCCGCGGGAUGGCAGGCUCGUCGGUGCAUCGGCACGGCCGGCUGCUGUGUCGCGGCGCGCCGCUGUCGUUUCUCGAUGGCGAGUGGGUGCGCCAGGACUCCGACGUCAAGUCGUCCCCACGCUAUGCGCACAGCGACGACCCCAAGCUCCACCUCACCUCCGACGGCGCCGCCUGGCGGGUCACGCGCGGGGCGGGGUCGGGUGAGGUGAUCGCCGAGGCGGCCUCGACCGCGCUCCACCCAGGGACGGUGGAGGUCGGGUCGUGGAAGGUCUUCGACCGCGGCAAGGAGCUGCCAAAGUCCGCCGAGCUCGAGAUGCUCUGCGACGGCCCAAACACCGAGGAGCAGCCCUUCCUGAUGGAGGAGCUCGGCCGCGACUUCUUCCUGCGGGUGCACCUCACGCGCAAGGUGGUCUGGUUCGUCUGCCCCGCCACGGGCGACAUCUACCACUCGGCCGCCAAGCCCGGCGGCGAGGGCGGCCGCUCCAAGCCCGGCAAGCGCUACUGCCACCUCUGCAACAAGUGCUUCUCCGCCAACAACUUCCAGUCGCAGCACCUCGUCAACCUCCACCCCGAGCUGGUCGCCAAGAAGCCGCCAAAGGAGAAGAAGGAGAAGAAGCUCGCCGGGCUCGAGAAGAACAUGCCCUCGCCCGCCGACCCAGAGAGAGUCAAGACGCUGAUCCACGCGCUGCUCUGCCCGUCGGACGGCCCGUCCGAUAGGCCCGACUACACCGCCGAGGUCGCCGCUCUCCAGGGCCUGAUCAAGCGGAUGGAGGCGCACGCGGCAGAGUGCCAGAUCGGCGCAAACGUGCCCGGCAGCAAGAAGAAGAGCUGCGCGCAGUGCACCCGCUGGCGGCAGCUGCAGAAGCUGCGCGACCGCUUCACGCGGCAGCUGCUGCAGCACGGGCCCGGCCGACCAAAGCAGCCGGAAGGGGAGGCCUCCUCCUCCUCCUCGCCGCCAAAGCUGCUCAAGCGGCAGGUGACGAUGCUGCUCGAGUCGGCGGAGAAUGCCGCCGACCUGGACCUCUCCCGCCUGCCGAUGCUCGUCGACAAGGAGCUCUCGGCGCAGUCGCGCCGCCAGCAGGCC
This is a messenger RNA of Emiliania huxleyi CCMP1516, 1100 nucleotides long. RefSeq lists its product as hypothetical. NCBI's taxonomy places the organism in Eukaryota, Haptophyta, Isochrysidales, Noelaerhabdaceae. The annotation marks the transcript as partial. The record is from RefSeq and is a predicted model, not a curated record. The transcript has 4 exons.